AUGGCCGAAAGGUCUCUCAAGGUGGUUCUUCUAGGAGACCAAGGCGUUGGCAAGACGUCUAUCCGCGCGCAGUUUGUGCAGCGGUAUUUUGCUAGCAGCUACCGGGCCACUAUUGGUGCGAAUUUCCUGUCGCAUGCCGUCAAAACCAGGGCUGGAGACCAGCUGCAGUUGCAGAUCUGGGACACGGCGGGACAAGAAAGGUUCAACGCCAUGACGCGAGCGUUCUACCGCGGCGCUGAAAUCGCUAUUUUGGUCUACGACGUGACCAACGCGCAGUCUUUUUACAGUCUUCGGCGGUGGCUCGACAAGAUCCUGGAGCAUUGCAACAACCCGCGGCUCCGGAUUCUGAUCGUGGGCAACAAGACCGACCAGCACGCUCUGCAGCAGAUCUCGCGACGGCAGGCUGUAGAGUUUGCACAGAGUCUGCCGGCAGGACUAAUCGGCGACGUGAAAACGGACGUUUUAGAGACAUCGGCGCGCCGAUACCAGGACGUGGAGCGUGUAUUCCAGCAGUGCGCGGAAAUCGGCCACGAGAUCCUGCUGCACUUCGAGCCGAUUGAUUUUGCGUUCGACCAGAUCGAUCUGGCACUGCCCAGAAAAAAAUACUCCUGCUGCUAG
This is a messenger RNA of Ogataea parapolymorpha DL-1, 618 nucleotides long. RefSeq names its product GTPase. The record is from RefSeq and is a predicted model, not a curated record. Gene Ontology annotation, molecular function: GTP binding; GTPase activity. Lineage: Eukaryota; Fungi; Ascomycota; Pichiomycetes; Pichiales; Pichiaceae. The transcript has a single exon. Bases 1 to 618 code for a protein of 205 amino acids.